AUUAUUGGCUUUGUCUGCAGAGACCAGCCUGAAGAUCAUGAUGAAUUCCUUCAACGUUGCAACGCUUUCUUCAUGGAGAUAGUGUCAGUGUUUUGCUUUGGGAAAGACGUGCAUGAGUUGGAUCCGGAUGUGUUUGAAAUGCUCAUGCGAUUUGUUACAGGAUCGCAGUCUACUUGUAAAACAAAAGAAUUCUCGCCAUUCCCUGAGUUCGGAAUGGACAACAGCCCGGUAGUGAGAUCAUUUCUCUUGCAGCAACUCAUUAACUCCAAUGACGUAAAAGCUAAGAAACACCUCGAGCGUUACCUUUACGGAGUUCAGGGUCUGUCAUCAGAGGUGCCUCAUAUUCUGAAUGUGUGUUUGCUCGCUGUGCAGUGUAUGGAGAAUUCGUGGAUCAGUUCGUUUUCCAGGAACGCAAACGUCGAACUUGCUAUUAACAUUGGCCUAAUAACCAAGUUAUGCCAAGACGCCCUUCAUAUCCUGCAUAAAGACUUCACAAGUUUCGAAGAACUGCAAGUGGAUUCGCUGGAAGCGGUAGCAAAGGCGCGCUAUAUUCUAGGCGUGACUGCUGAGUACCUGUACAUUAGCUGUGUUAGUGAUGACGAAAAGUGGAAAAAGCCUGAAACGCGUAUUGCCCUGGAUUUGCUCUUCACUAAUGUUAGGGCACUGUGUAUGUCCGGUCGCUCCAGGUCGCCUGCUUUGUAUCUUCUGAAACAGCUUGUCAAACGUUACGGGGGACACUCGAUUGCCACAAUUUCUCAAAACGAAGAGCUUUCAUGGAUUGUUCCCGCCGAAUUCCAACGAAGAGAGGAUGAUGGGAUGACUUCAGACAGGUUCUUGGUGUAUGGAGUUCUAUAUCGGGAAGUAAGAGAUUCUUUGGCAAGAGCAAUCUUAAGUGGCAACACAGACGAACUUAUCGCGUCAUUAGAGGCUUUACGUGAAUUGCCAGGGCAUGCCAGAGACAUCGUGAUACUGCUGGCUGUAUACAGGGAGAUAACUGUACCACAAGGAACGUGGGCACGAAACCAGCGUGACAGGUGUGCACUGAUAAUAAAUGUCAUUCUGAAAAGGGGCAGAUUCCUGUCUACAAGUGCUCGAAAUUUGGCUAAGGAUAUUUUGAAGAACUCUCAGGGACUGGGAUUUCCGUUCCUUUCCUUCCAAGACACCGACAGCGUGGUAGAAAAUGCUUUGCCGGAGAUCUUGUUUCACGUGACCUCUGUCCUCCAGUGCAACAAUUUUGAUGGGCUGCUGGAACCUUUAAAGGCGAUUAUACUUGCUCCAAGUAGUAUGCUGGAUUCUUUUCUCCCGACUAUGCCAGAAGACAGCUUUGGGGAGACUAUUUCAGCCAUGUCGGAAGGAGGUAGCUGGUAUGAAUGCCCAGCAGGCCAUCGAUACUUUGUUGGUGAUUGCGGUAAACCAACUGAGACGCGUGAUUGUCCCUCAUGUGAAUCGGGGGUAGCAAUUGGAGGCACAGAUCACAACUUAGUUCAAAAUAACAAGCUUGCAAGCAGACACGACCGUUCUAGCACUGGGCACAUAUUGGGAGACCCCCAACGAAUAAUUGCAGAACGAGAUCUUUCUCCCGCAAAUGUUAGCCUUCUGAGGGUCAUUCUCCAUUCUGCCAUGCUCGCCGGAGCCUACCAACAACCCGAGGUCGUAAGUCAACUGAUGCAUCCAGAGGUUCCGGCAGGCGACAUUUGCAGAUUUCUCUGGGAACAUCUUGUCAAUGAUGUAAGAAACGUAUCUACCAGCCUGGAAAGGAGCGAAGAUGAAGUGUUGCUGUUGAUUCAUCUUGUUUUGUCAGAGAUUAUGAGCCGAUCAACAUCAAGAGAACUUGAUUAUAACGGAAAGUGGUCAACAAAAGCAGGAAGAAAAGAAUGGGAAAACGAGUUUGUAAAUGUGUUUGCAAGACCUAUCUGUACGAACCUAGAGGAACGCUUGCAGGAUUUCUAUGGUCUGUCAGUCAACGACAGGAGAUUGGGUAAUGACAAACUCUUUAUGCCGGCUUUCUGAGAAAA
Molecule: messenger RNA, 2015 nt
Organism: Orbicella faveolata
Lineage: Eukaryota; Metazoa; Cnidaria; Anthozoa; Scleractinia; Merulinidae
Product: E3 ubiquitin-protein ligase rnf213-alpha-like
Molecular function (GO): ATP hydrolysis activity; ubiquitin-protein transferase activity
Source: RefSeq, a predicted model, not a curated record